Messenger RNA from Cyclopterus lumpus (lumpfish), 3253 nucleotides. It is a transcript of the gene tsc1a, whose product is annotated as TSC complex subunit 1a. The record is from RefSeq and is a predicted model, not a curated record. Gene Ontology annotation, biological process: negative regulation of cell population proliferation; negative regulation of TOR signaling; regulation of cell cycle. The transcript is spliced from 22 exons. Gene Ontology annotation, cellular component: TSC1-TSC2 complex. Lineage: Eukaryota; Metazoa; Chordata; Actinopteri; Perciformes; Cyclopteridae. The coding region runs from base 78 to 3239 and encodes 1053 amino acids.
CUGCCGGGAGGGCGGGGCUUUGUGUUGCUCAACAUGGCUGCGCCCUGCUCGGAUCAACAGGUUUGAAGGUGUCCAAGAUGUCCACUCUGCCGGUGAGUAUCAGUGAGCUCCUGCUCUCAUUGGACAGUGCAGAGCUACCGGAGGCGGAGCAAGUCAGAGCAGCCGUCAAUCAGCAGCUGAGCACAGACAGAGGAGGUGCCGUCCUGUCCUCUCUGGUGGACUACUACCUGGACUCGUCCUCCUCUCAGGUGGUGCUCCUCCUCUCCUCCAUCAGAGAGCCUCAUCACAAGCCGCUGAUGGAGAAGCUGAAUGAGGCUCUGAACAGACCCGGAUCUAGACUGGCUGGUCUGACCCUGCUGGGUCACCUGAUCCGGAAACAGCCUCCCUGGGUUCAUCACAUCAGCCGCUCGGCUCUGCUGGCAUCCCUGCUGCGCUGCCUCAAGACGGAGGCUGACGUUGUGAUCCUGAUCUCCGGAGUCCUGGUCCUCAUCACCCUGUUACCCAUGAUCCCUCAGGCCGGAAAGCAGCAUAUCUACGACUUCUUUGACGUGUUCGGACGCCUCGUUUCCUGGAGCUACAAGAACCCUGGUCACGUGCUCGUGGACCACAUGGUCCACCUCCACGCGGCCGCGUACUCCCUGUUCCACCGGCUCUAUGGGAUGUUCCCCUGCAGCUUCAUCUCCUACCUGAGGCUCCACUACAGCAUGAAGGAGAACCUGGACGCCUUCCAGGAGGUCGUCAAGCCGAUGUUGGAACAUGUCAGGGUUCACCCAGAGUUGGUCACAGGGACUCAGGACUAUGAACUGGACCCAUCCAGGUGGAGAUGUUAUGAGGUUCAUGACAUCGUGAUCGAGUGCUCCAGAGUGUCUCUGGACCCUCUGGAGUCGUCCUGUGAGGAGGACAUGUACUCCUACAUCAGAGACCUGCCCCCCUCCCCUAUCCCUCACCUCAACCUCACCUGCAGUCCUCUAAACACAGAGAGUGUCACCAGCUCAGGAGGUUCAGUUUGUCCUCACCUGCUGUCUGAACGUCUGACUCUGAACAGCUCCUACAUACAGGCUGAUGAUGUCACAUGGAGUCCCUCCUCACAAUGUGGUUUAUCGACGCCCCCUCCUGAACCUGCUGCUACAGGGUCCGCCCCCCCAACGAGCAGGACUGCUUCUAUCUCAGGUGUGAAAUGUCCCUCAUCAGCCACCUUCCCAGCGACUCCGCUGACUAAAGAAAAGCAAGAUGGCGGUCACAACAACGACCAGGUGAAGCUGGUCACGCACCUCGAGGACUCGUCCAUUCAGCCAAUCACAGAGCUGGAGGGACGAGGCCGGAGUGAUGUCAUCAAUAACCUCAGAGAGUCCUCCCCCCCCCAGCAGCCUUCCUCCUCCUCCUCCUCCUCCUCCUCCAAGCCGGCCCUCCUCACCUCCACCCCCCGUCGGGAGGAGCCCUCAUUGGGUUUAGCGCUCCCCUCUCCUCCCUGCUCCAUCUCACUCUGCUUCACCCCCCCUCACCGCCCCUCCACCCCCCCUCACCCCUCCUCCACCACCCAGACAUCAGAGGAGGGAGGCUCCGCCCUCUCCGGUCAGAGUCCCGCCUCUCCGUACGAGCUCCUGUUUGAACUCGCUCUGCCGCGAGCUGCCAUGCUCUUCAUCGGGAGGAUGACACAGGAGGCGCUGCAGAGAGCAGAGAAGGGAGGAAGAGAGGAGGAGGACAGGGAGGAGGAGCAGACCUCCAUCUCUCCUCUGGAGGUUUUGGAUCAGCUGAUUGUUCACGGACACGACGCCCAUGAACACCUCAGCAGAGGGUGGUCAGCAGUGACUAAGUCCGUGGAUCGCAGUCAUUUUGGAGGUAAACAGCAGAGCAUGAAAACCAAAGGGCCCGCCCAGGGGGAGGAGCUUCGGUCUCUGAGGAGUCAGCUGUUAUUGGUCCACAGUCAGCUGCAGUAUGAACGUUUCAAGCGUCAGCAGCACGCCGUCAGAAACCGCCGUCUGCUGCGCAGAGUCAUCAAUGGCACCGCGCUGGAGGAGCACGCCGUGGCCAUGAAGGGUCAGCUGAGCGUUCAGGACGAAGAGAUUCGCUCUCUGAAGUCGAGUCUGCAGGAAGAACAGAGACGACACGCACAACUGCAGCAUGACACACACACACACACCACCCAGCUGCACACACACAACCAACAGCUGCUGCUGCGACAACAGGACGAGCAGAGAGACAGGCAGAGACUCAAGAGCGAGCUUCAGGAGUGUCAGAGCAGGUUAAGGGACCUGGAGGCGGAGCUUCAGAAAGCCAAUAACAAGUCUUACAAUGCAGAACACCAGCUGACCCAGCUGUCACUCAAGUUGUGUAGCAGUGAGCAGCUGCAGCAGCAGAUCUUCCUGUUGAACCAGCAGCUCGUCCUGCUGAGAGAAACCAACAGAGCUCUUAGUGAACAGCUGGAUGGAGCAAAGACACACACACACACGGAGGUGUCCAUGCUGCAGUGCAGUAUGGGUAAGGAGUUCCAGCGGCUAACAGACAGCGACGUCCAGCAGAGACAGAAGCUGGAAGCAGCCAAUCACAGGAUCGCAGACCUGGAGACCCAGCUGGCCAAGAAAGACCAGCUGGUCCUGGAUCAGAAGAAGCUCCUGGAGGACACCAAGGCCCAGAGCAGAGGUGAGCUGUCGGCGUGUGAGAGUCGCUGUGAGGCUUUGAGGAGAGUCACACAGACCCUUCAGACGGAGACGCUUCACCUGUACAGCCAGAUCCACCUGGACACACACAGCCGGCCUCAGGACAGGCCAAACGACGGCAGCGUUGCCUCACCAGCUCCUCAGGGCGGCCACAAGCCCCGCCCCUUCUCUUCUUCUGUUAGUAUCAUAAACGGAGCUGCGGAGACCUUCUCCUCCUCCCCCCUGCACCUCCUCUCCUGCUCCUCCUCCCCAAUGGCCGUCGGCUCCUUCUUGGAGCAGCGUGCACGGCAGCUGUUCGGACCGACCAAUCACAGCCAGGAGGAGGAGAAGGAAGAGGGGGAGGAGGAGCAGCAGCAGGAAGAGGAAGAGGAAGAGGAAGAAGAGGAGGAGGAGGAUGAGGACCACGAGGAGGACCACGAGGCCCUGCCAGAUAGCCCUCCUCUGGGUCAGGAAGCAGAGGUCCUCCUUGCAGGGAGUCCUCAGACCUCCUCUGGACCUCCUGCAGACCUGACGCUCGCCGUCAGACAGAGGAGGCACGAGCUCAGCAUCAUGGACUACGAUGAGACGCUGCCCGAGUACUGAGGGGGGGGGGGAUU